Penicillium daleae is the source of this 1338-nucleotide messenger RNA. RefSeq lists its product as uncharacterized. The record is from RefSeq and is a predicted model, not a curated record. Bases 1 to 1338 code for a protein of 445 amino acids. The transcript is spliced from 2 exons. NCBI's taxonomy places the organism in Eukaryota, Fungi, Ascomycota, Eurotiomycetes, Eurotiales, Aspergillaceae.
AUGGAAAGUGAAGAGGAGGAGGCGCGUCAGGAGGAGGAACAAGCCGAGGAGGAAGGUGUUGACGAUGACCCUCUACCUAAUCGCGUGAAUCUCUGGCCGGAUGAUUCGGAUGAUGUCCCUGAUGGAUCCAGUGACGAUGGGGCUGCCAAUAUCGGCGACCAGCCGACUUCAUAUCAAAAAGAACCCGAAUCUGACGACGUUGAAGUCUUGAUCGAUAAUCUGAGCCGUGUUGACCAAACAACUGGACACACCCAUGAUGCCAGCGUCGCGGAAUCGCCUACCUUUGAAGACGAAGAAAGUGACGAGAAUGAGAAAUACCACCCGUGGGAAGAAUCCGAGGGCGAGGAACAAAGGGCCAAGCAACUCGGAGCGGUUGAUCCUAAGCCUGCCAUUGCCGACGAGCCUUUGGAGGAGCCUUUCGAUGAGCAGCGUUCGGAUGACCAUCCUGUCAACGAAUCAUCAUAUCAAGAGCGCCCCCGUAAAAAUGAAUUACAAGAUCUGAGUCGAUGGCUUGCGCAGGAGAUAGAGUCAUCUCCCCAGGGCCCCCUAUGGGAAAUUCUUCGCAGGUGCAAACGAGUGUUGCGAACAGUUGCGAUCAAACCCAUGCCAGAGUGUCUUUCUGGGGCCAACUCCGAGGUUACAGAAAUGCGGCAGAUUUACUACGACAUUAUCAACACCUCCGCCUUGCCUUCAGAAACCCGAAAGGAGCUUAGCAAUCUCCGAGAGGCGGUCCGUAUCGAAGCGACGCGAAUCUUCGAGUACGCAGCUGAGGAGGCACCAGAAGAGACUGGCGAAGGUGCUCAGCUGUUAAAUCAAUUUGAGGCACACGUAGUGGGCCCGUUGAUUACUCUAGUCACGUUCGGCUACAGAGCUUACCAGACGUUGGGCUCGCCAGCUUAUGGACAGUACGAAGGGAUAUUGGAAUUGCUGAUGUGGUGCUGCACUCAGAUCUUCAAUUACGCGCAGACUUCCUACUUAAGCGGGACGAAAGCCAAGUCGAGGGUCAUUCUUCUGCCUCUGAGGCGCAUCAUCAAGGCUCUUGGGAUGGGCAACCUAGAUACAAGUGCAGCCUCAAGGCGGGUUUCAAGCAGUCAGCGUCCACGAGCCACCCAGGGUGAUAUGUCUUAUAUCCAGGAUGAUACCAUCUUCACGCAAUGGACGCAAGUGGCAGACUAUGAUAUACCCCCGUCACAGCGCCCAUGGUCUUUGGAUGAAGAGCGUGCCCUUCGUGAUGGGGUUCGACGAUUUUCUGGUAAGUCUCCUCCCUUCGAUGUCAGUCCUGGUGCGGUCAAACUAACUCCACUACAGAAUAUGGCGAUCCGAUUCCCUUGGUCAUGA